Messenger RNA from Rhinocladiella mackenziei CBS 650.93, 1731 nucleotides. RefSeq lists its product as uncharacterized. The coding region runs from base 1 to 1731 and encodes 576 amino acids. The record is from RefSeq and is a predicted model, not a curated record. The transcript has a single exon. NCBI's taxonomy places the organism in Eukaryota, Fungi, Ascomycota, Eurotiomycetes, Chaetothyriales, Herpotrichiellaceae.
AUGGAAGUUCUCGCAGUUCAAACGCCCUUGUUACUCUCUAACACGACCACAAACCUCACAGCACAAUGUCUCUCCUCGAAGCUUCCAAGCCCGACCGUCUUCGGCGCAGACGUUCUAGCCGUCACAUCAUCUCUCGUGACCAAUUAUACAGCCUCGUUCUUACCCCCAACAUUCUUCAACUCCGAUCCAGUCAUGUACGGAGAAGUCAAUGAUUUAUCCUUCUGCAACGUUACAGUCACAUAUACGCAUCCCGGCCAGAAUGACAAUAUCAACGUGAAUAUUUGGCUCCCUCUAUCAAUCUCCGACGGGGUAUAUUCAAACAACACCUCUGGUAAUUCCGCGCCCACCGAAACGAUUGACACCUCGGCGCCAUCAUGGAACGGCCUCUUCCUCUCCCUCGGCGGCGGCGGCUUCUCUAUGUGUCUAGGCGACUUGUUCUCUCAUACUUCGCUGACACAGGGCUACGCCAUCGCCCAGACGGACGGCGGGCACCACCCCGCGGCACCCGCCGAGGACUGGGCCUUACUUUCGCCAGGCAACGUCAAUUUGUAUCUACUCCAGGACUUCGGCUCCGUGGCCCUUCACGACGAAGCUGUGAUCGGGAAAUCAAUCGUGGAAUCCUUCUACGGCAUCCCACCCCGGUACAGUUACUUCCAGGGCUGUUCCACAGGUGGACGACAGGGCUUGAUGCUGGCACAACGGUAUCCAGAGGACUACGACGGCAUCCUCGCCGCGGCGCCUGCGAUAUAUAUGCCAAAACUGCUGAUGGGGCAUUACUGGGCACAGGUAUUCAUGAAUGAGUUGGGCAAGUAUCCGCACCGCUGCGAGUUCGAAGCCAUAACGAAUGCCGCGGUUGAAGAGUGUGACGAGUUCGACGGUGUCAAAGACGGUAUCGUCGCUGCUCCGGAUCUAUGCCACUUCGACCCGUUUACGUUAGUCGGGAAGACUGUAUCUUGCACGGAACAGUCCGCGGACGAUGAGCCGGCCCAUGAAACCACACACUCCGUCACCCUCACCCACGCCGCUGCACAAGUGGCACAAGCCAUCUGGCGCGGCCCCGUUGACACGAGCAACGCCACACUAUGGCACGGAAUGACGCACUCUGCGCCACUGUCCGUUUUCUACGCGGGGACACGAUGCUUUAAAAACGGCACCUGCGUCGCCAUCCCCAAUGGCCUAACCAGCGACUGGCUCCGACUGUUCAUGUACAAGAAUGCCAAUUUGACAAAUACUGAUCUCGCGAAACAGAUCACGCACGAAGAAUACGUUAGACUAUUCCACCAAUCUGAGGAAUUAUACCACUCAUUCCUAGCAACGAGCGAUGCCGAUCUCAGCGCCUUCGCAGCCCGAGGCGGCAAGAUGAUUACCUGGCACGGUCUGAGCGACGAGGGCAUCAUGCCUGCCCAAUCACGUGCUUAUUUCGAGGAAGUCCUUCGACUUGCGGCAAAUCACUCCCCCUCAAGCCAGAAAGUGAGUGACUACUACCGCCUCUUCCUGGCACCGGGCGUCGAGCAUUGCGGCGGUGGACCCGGCGCGUUGCCCGUGAACGUCAUGUCCGCGCUACGGGCGUGGGUAGAGCACGAUAUCUCACCCGACAUGCUUGAAGGUGAGAGUUUCACGGGCCCGGCUAAGAUUUAUAGGCCCGUAUGCAUGUAUCCGCUUGUGGCAAGGUACAAAGGCCAUGGUGACCCCGCGGGGGCGGAGAGUUUCGAGUGUAGUGAUUCGUUUUGA